Molecule: messenger RNA, 1424 nt
Organism: Ostrinia nubilalis (European corn borer)
Lineage: Eukaryota; Metazoa; Arthropoda; Insecta; Lepidoptera; Crambidae
Product: retinoid-inducible serine carboxypeptidase-like
Exons: 10
Coding region: 57-1370 (437 amino acids)
Biological process (GO): proteolysis
Molecular function (GO): serine-type carboxypeptidase activity
Source: RefSeq, a predicted model, not a curated record
AUUUAAUUUCAAAUUAAUCAGUGUAAUAUAUCCUUACUAACGCACAUACAUACAAAAUGUUGGUUUAUUUACUUUUUGUAUUUUUAAUUUCCAGCCAAUAUGCUGCAGGUCAAUUUGGAGAUUUCAAACAAGACUUUGGGUACGUGACAGUGCGCGAGGGGGCGCAUAUGUUUUACUGGCUGUUCUACACCACAGCUGAUGUCGAGAACUACACAGACAGGCCCCUGGUGGUCUGGCUGCAGGGAGGGCCCGGGGGGUCCUCCACGGGCAUCGGCAACUUCGAAAUUCUAGGACCCCUCGACUUAUCACUCCAAGAAAGAAAUUAUACUUGGGUAAAAAACUUCAACGUCUUGUUCAUUGAUAACCCUGUUGGAACUGGAUUCAGCUACGUCGAUAAUAACAGUUACCUGACCACCACUAAUGAUGAAAUUGCGUUGGACUUCGUGAAUCUGAUGAGAGGUUUCUAUGAAAAAAAUACUGAAUUCGAAGGCGUUCCUCUGUACAUUUACGGUCAAUCAUAUGGCGGGAAAAUGGCUGUCGACAUGGGAAUUCGAAUGCGCGAGGCAGAAGAAGCAGGCACAAUCAAAUCAAACCUUAGAGGCAUAGCGAUGGGCAACGCUUGGAUUCAUCCGGUAGACGCCACGCUCACGUGGGGUCCUCUGCUGCUCGCUGCGGGCCUGGUAGACCAGGAGGGUUACGAAGAAAUACAGGCGCACGCUCGCGUAGCAGAGCGGCUGUUCAACGAAGGUCUAUACUUUCAAUCGACAGCGCAGUGGGCCUCGACACAAGGGGCGGUCUUCAGGCGCACCACAAAUGUUGACUUUUAUAACAUCCUCACAAAGAUGCCCAGUCAGCCAGACACUAGGAGUGCUUACGAGAUAUCUAGGGAAAUGAUGAUCCAUGACAAUUCACACAUGGCAGACACCAAGCAAGAAGUGGUCAACCUUUACCAGCUAAUGAACAACGAAGUGAAGCAAGCGUUGAACAUCCCCGACCACGUCACUUGGGGUUCUUUAUCAAAUGCUGUAUUUGACACCCUCAGGACAGACUUUAUGAAACCGGUCACUGAUGGAAUUGAAAAACUCUUGAAUGAGACUGACAUUAUAGUGACGAAGUACAAUGGAAACCUAGAUCUCAUUUGUGAUACUCCAGGUCAAAUUCUAUGGGUUGACCGACUCAAGUGGGACGGGGCUGAAGGAUAUAAAAACGCUCCUCGCAACCCCAUCUGGGAAGACAAUAAACUUCAGGGCUACUACAAAUCAUACGGAAACUUUAGGUUCUUUUGGAUCAAUGUUGCAGGACAUAGUGUACCCAGGGACAACCCAGCUGGAAGUCGCGCCUUUUUACGGGACAUGACGUCUUUUGGAUAAUGAAAUGUAAAUGUUUAGAAUCAUAGUGAAAAAUAAAAAUGUACAUCAAUUAAA